AUCGCCGUAUGUAUGUACACGUUUGAAAGUACAUCUCACAUGUUUCAGCGACGCAUUAAUCGGACAUAAGCAUAUGUACAAAGUAAUGUAUACAUUGAUAAAUGAUAGUGUACUGUAAACCAGUUGUACUGUACAAAAAUAUCGAAUUCAAAGUCCAGAUUCGCUUUUAUGAUACGAAAUUUUUAUCAACUUUAAGGUGUAAUAAAAGCACAAUUUUCUAAGCCGAAAACGCCUUACUGCCGAAUUACACCGAUCAUAAAAACUGCGUUGUUACAGGAGCAAAAUUUCACAACAUGUGCAAAACGAGUUUUUUCAGGGUUGGGUAGGUGUAUUCUUGUAUUUUCACGUUGUCAGAAGCUGUGUGUAUAUGUGACCUCCCCACAUACCUGCGAAAUCGUAUUUAUACGUUAAUGUGUUAACCGUCUACUCACGUGGCUCUUAGUUUAAAACUACGAGGUUCCACCGAGAUUUGAACUCGGAUCGCUGGAUUCAAAGUCCAGAGUGCUAACCAUUACACCACGGAACCGGACGACUCGAUGGCUCCCCCUGCAGGCAACAUUCCGACUGGUCAGAGUAGAUUUUUCUUACGAAAAUACAUUUUGGCUAAUCAAAUGCUGCCAUACAUUAAUUGUAUUGUAUUUGUAUUUGAUUUGAUGUUGGUGGCUCUUCAACUUAUCUUUACUUUGGCGUCGGUGUCCUCGGGAGAAACCACUUUUUGUUUGCGGCCACACAAGGUUAUUUGUGAUUACUUUUCUGCUUUUGCUUACGUUUAAAUGUCCACACAUGUAAAAUGAAUGAAGAUAAAGAUGCUCUAUCUGUUUUGCGUGUCUACGCCAGUACGUCCUUACGUGCCCUCAACUUCUCGAUGUUGCUUUCAAACGCCCUCAGAAAAAGAAGUGCAAUAUUGAUAUAUUGCCCAUUGUUCGUAGCUUCUGUUCAUGAACGCAGCCUUUAGUAACGUUACAGUAACAUAAAAAAAAUACAUAAUUGUAGUAUUUUGGAUUUGCGAAGUAAGACUGCAGUAUCUUUUUAUUCAAGCAAGUUACUCCAGCAGUUACAUGAUCACUCAAGUCUGUUCUAGCAUAAGUCUGUCUAAUAAUAGGUCAUCACAGAUCCACGACACCACAAUAAUACAUUUCGAGUAAUUCAUUUUAAUUAAUUGCGGUUUUAGUGUCGCCGUGUUCGGUGAAAUCUUAUCUCACGGCUGUCAAAUCGACGUUCGGUAUAAAUUCCGAUAUUUCUCAGAGCACUUGAAAGCUGCAUCGUAAUUCUGCGUAUGUAUGGUCUGUGUUUUGCUGAGCAGACGAUGGAGAGAAAUCAUGGUCAUACUGUUGUUAUGACUCUGGGAGGAUGUUGUUGACUUCUGUGUAGACUCACAGUGAUGGAAUAUCCUGUCAGUGACUCCAGCGUCUGUGUGUAUGUGUGUGUUUGAACGAGGCUGCUGCGUUCGCGUCCCGUCGUUACUUUGAGAUGUGGACUAUGGAAUAACAAUAAUAACGGAGCACAGCUGAUGUGAACACACGGUGUCCGCGUUGUGUGUGUCACUGUCGGAGGGCUCAUGAACACGGGAGAUGACAUUCGAGUUAGAUAGUUGCACAGAGAUGGGAAACGACACCGCGCUGCUCCAAAUUCAUCCGCCCGAGUGCAGGAGGAGGAGGAGGGAAGAACCUCGGGCUGAACAUCCUCCGAGCGAAGUCGGUGUUUAGUGAAGACGCACCGUUUUACUUACCCACCCCAAAAACAUCAACAAAAAUCGGUGGUAACUGGUGGUGCAGCUGAUUUAAUUCAUACAUUCCCCGAAGAAAUGUCCUUCACUAUGGAGGAUAAUGUGGAGUCGGGGUGGGUGGCUGUUCGUCCGAACGCGUUCGAGGAGAAGGAGAAGCAUAAAUUCGUGUUUAUUGUGGCGUGGAAUGAGGUGGAGGGCAAAUUUGCCGUUACGUGUCACGACAGGACGGUGCAGCGGAGAAGCUUCGGCAGGGAGAGUCUGGCGGAGGCGACCGGACAAGAUGGGGACCAAACAAAAUGGCCCGAAUUAAGUCCUGCGAGGGACAAAGUGUCGAGGAGCCCCAGCAGAACUGGCAGAACCAAGUCCCACAAAGAGACAAAAUCAAGUCUGGUCAAUAUUCAAACAUUGCUGAGACCCGCAGCGUCCCCCGUCAGUCAUGUAACAGAGGAGCCGCUGUCCCCCUCACUAGACAGCCUGGACCUGGAGGAGCUGGACAGUCUGAGCCGGGAGGACUGCAGCUGGGCCGGACUCUUCUCCUUCCAGGACCUCCGCGCCGUCCACCUGCAGCUGUGCUCGGUCAACUCGGACCUCGAGCCCUGUCUGCCGGUGUUUCCGGAGGAACCGGCGGGGAUGUGGACGGUGCUGUUCGGCUCCGCGGAGGUGCCCGAGACUGAGAUGGACGAGCUGUGCCACAGGCUGCAGGUGUACCUGGGCUACGCGCUCGACACGUGUGGAUGGAAGAUCCUGUCGCAGGUGCUGUUCACGGAAAACGACGACCCCGACGAGUACUACGAGAGCCUGAGCGAGCUGCGGCAGUCCGGGUACGAGGAGUCGCUCAACCGGGCAACGAGACAUCUGCAGGAGCUGCUGGAGAAACACAAGGCCAUGGACAGCAUGGUGGAGCUGCUGAAGCUCUAUGACGAAGAAGACCAGGCCUAUGGAGGUUUGCUGGAGGCCUCCACACAGCUGUACCAGUACCUGCUGCAGCCUUUCAGAGACAUGAGGGAACUAGCAAUGCUCCGCAGACAGCAGAUCAAGAUCUCCAUGCAGAACGACUACCUGGGCCCGAGGAGGAUCGAGGCUCUGAAUAAGGAAGACUCAGACUGGCAGAAGAAAGCUCAGGAGGCGGUCCUCAACAUCCAAGAGUUCACCGUCAAGUACUUUGAGAUCACGGCCAGAGCCCAGAAAGGCGUGUACGAGCGCAUGAAGGUGGAUCAGCGUAAGUUUGGUAAAUCCUCGUGGACGGCGGCGGUGGAGCGCAUGGAGAGGCUGCGCUACACCGUCGCCAAGGAAACUCUGCAGCUCCAGAGAGCCAGGGAGAUUUGCCUGGAGCAGAGGAAACACACACUCCGAGAUGAGAUGCAGAGUCUGUGUAGCAGUGAAGAUGCCAUCGCCCUCUUAGACUACAUGGAGACUCAGUACUAUGAACUCCAGCUGCAACUGUACGACAUCCAGGCAGAUAUACUACAGUGUGAAGAGCUGCUGCUCACUGCUCAACUGGACAGCAUCCGCAGGCAAAUGACAGCCAGCAGGAUCGGGUCACGAUCACUGAAAACAGAGCACCAGGAUGAAGUGGUGUACUAUGACACCUUUGAAAGUGCAGAUGAUAUUACAGAGGAUGACUCUGCUGAGAGGGAAGAGCUGCGCAGACUUCAGGUCAGCGCUCGACAGCUGGAGGCCAGAAGGGGGCGCAUCACCGCCAAACGCUCCUACCUGAGGAAGAAGAAGGAGAUCUGUGUGUCCAACCACUUUCAGAAACAGCAGACGCAUCAAUCCAUCCACAAAGAUUGUCAACAGCUCCUACAGCUGAAAAAUGUAGAAGAGGAAGAUGAGGAGAGGAGGAGCAGUCGAGUAAGUCAGGAGAGACAAAAGACUCUGGACAGACUGCGCACGUUCAAACAGCGGUAUCCAGGUCAGGUGAUUCUGAAGUCCACUCGACUACGUGUGGCCCACGCCAGGAGAAGAGAGCGAGGACGGAGCAUGGAAACCAGCGAGAGGGAGGAGUAUGUGCAGACCAAGGGACAUCCGCUGUGCCUGAGCACCAGCGUGCAGACGGAACCCAGCUCCACACUCACCACUCAGCCCGUCAGGUCCCUGAAAGUAUGCCUCCCUCCGCUGCCUGUGUCCAGUCCUGCAGACUCCUCCUGCUCUCCCUGCUCCCUCUCGUCGCUGCUGGCGUCCCCCAUCUCUCCUCCACCUCCACCGCCGCCUCCACCUCCCCUACCGGUCAGGGAGGAUCUUUCACCUUCCGGGAGCCCGGGCUGGCACGGGCAGAAGUCUGAGGGGAAGAGUGCAGAAGAAGAACGGUCCUUGUCUCCACUCGGCCCUUUCAUCCCUCGCUUCUUUGAUAGCAGCCAACUGCUGAGCGCCCGCAAGAAGCUGAGGAAAACUCCAGAGUUUGACACGCACAGACGAGUCAGCUCACCUAUGGACGAGGUGCUGGCCUCCCUGAAGAGAGGAAGCUUCCACCUGAAGAAGGUGGACCAGCGGUCUCUGCCUCCCGCUCAGGGCGACGACGAUGCAAACAGCAUCCUGGCUCAGAUUCGCAAGGGCGUCAAACUGAGGCGCGUUCCCCAUAUAGAGAGGAAAGACCAGGGUGAGCUCCCGGCCUCCACUGACCCUCUGACCAGGAGCAUUCACGCGGCACUGCGCCGCAUCAAGGAGGCCUCACCGGAAUCUGACUCUGAUGACGAGGUGCUCGCCGGCCCUGAAUGGGACAGUUAGAGCUCAAGGCGCACACACUAACACACACACACACACACACACAAACGCCUGCCCCCUCUGGCACUGCAUGCACUGCAACAUAGCGAGCUGCUCUGUACUGUAAACACACACACACACAUAUACUGUUCCUCACUCAUUCAUAUACACACAGCUCCUCGUGCCAGGGUCUGAGUCAUACUGAAGAUCAACAACUCACCAAAGGAUCUGAAAGGUCUGUGGUCAUCGUGUUAGUUUUUCACACUGCAUUCAUCACAGUGAAGGACACCAGUUUGUGUUUUAAUUCUACUGUAAUGUCACUGUGGUUUUGUUCCUGUGAUCAUGUACUGUAAUGAUGCCAUU
Molecule: messenger RNA, 4789 nt
Organism: Solea senegalensis (Senegalese sole)
Lineage: Eukaryota; Metazoa; Chordata; Actinopteri; Pleuronectiformes; Soleidae
Product: junction-mediating and -regulatory protein-like
Exons: 11
Coding region: 1805-4450 (881 amino acids)
Biological process (GO): Arp2/3 complex-mediated actin nucleation; 'de novo' actin filament nucleation; intrinsic apoptotic signaling pathway by p53 class mediator
Cellular component (GO): cytoplasm; nucleus
Molecular function (GO): Arp2/3 complex binding; actin binding; transcription coactivator activity
Source: RefSeq, a predicted model, not a curated record